Molecule: messenger RNA, 1616 nt
Organism: Aphanomyces astaci
Lineage: Eukaryota; Oomycota; Saprolegniomycetes; Saprolegniales; Verrucalvaceae
Exons: 1
Biological process (GO): transmembrane transport
Cellular component (GO): membrane
Molecular function (GO): ATP hydrolysis activity; ATP binding; ABC-type transporter activity
Source: RefSeq, a predicted model, not a curated record
UUGUCUGCUGUGGACGCGAUCGUGCAAAACGAGAUUUUCACCAAGUGUUUUCUCGGAUUGCUGCGCCACAAGACAGUCAUAUUGGUGACGCACUCGCCGGAAAUCAUCGCGUCCAAGUGUAUCGACCGGAUUGUCGAAAUCAAGAGCCGCCACCUGAUUCAAACCACAGUCGACAACGCAAUGGCUCUGACCGAUGCACUGGUGACACCGCUGUGCGUCCGCGUGGGGUUUGCCGACGACUCGAAUGACAACCAUGACGACUACCGUUCAGAACCCAGCCAAGAGUGGGAUAGCAGCAUCUUGCUAACCCCGUCAGUGGCAUCGCCGUACCCGGCGCCGUUUUUGCAUGGCAUGCCGUUCACUCCGUUUGAAGAAACGGGUGCUGCCACGUAUGACGACCAGAGCGCCCGCCUCGUGCUAGACGAGGGUCGAUCGCAAGGCCGCGUGUCCACCAAGGUAUUUGCGUCCUACUUGAAAGCCGUGGGCGGGUGGAAAAAGGUUUUGUUUUGGGUUGCGGUGUUGGCCAUAUGGCAAGGCCUGACGAUUUCCGGCGACGUGUGGCUCAGUCGCUGGAGUGCCACCGUAAAGGAUGGCACAGCGUCCUCUUCUGCCGACUACUUGCACGACGCGGGGUACUAUUUGUCCAUCUACGCUGUGUUUGCGCUUGGCAGCGUCGCGAUGACGAUGGUUCGGACGCUGUCGAUCUUUUCGUCGGGGGUGGCGGCAUCCCGCCGGUUGUUUGAGAACAUGACCAAUGCACUCCUCCGCGCCCCCAUGCGUUUCUUCGACACUAACCCCAUCGGCCGCAUCCUCAACCGGUACUCGAACGACAUCGACACGGUGGACAGCAGCAUCCCGUUCAACGUGAGCGCGUCCAUGGCGGUGGCAUUCAUGGCGCUGUUUUCAUUCGGCACGACCAUCUGGGUGCUCCAGUGGUGGGGGCUGGCGCUGCUGCCCCUCAUCUACUUGUACUUUGUCCUUGGGGGGUAUUACGUUGAACCGGCGCGGGAAAUGGAGCGCGUAAACAAAACGACCAAGUCCCCACUCCUGAAUUUGAUCUCCGAGUCGAUUGAAGGCGCGCUCGUAAUUCGAGCGUUCGGCCCCAAGCAGGUGCGCCGGUUCCAGCGCCAACACUUUCGCAACGUUGACACUAACAACGAAGCGUCGUUUGCGGCCCAAGUGAUCUCGCAAUGGUUUGCCAUGCGCAUUCAGCUCCUCAGUGCGAUAUUGCUCUUGUGCAUUUCCACGGCGCUGAUCUUCAUGCGAGACUACGUGAGUCCAGGGCUGAUUGGUCUUGUGCUCAACUACUCGUUUACGGUAUUGCCGUCGUUCCAACAGCUGGUGGCCAACUGGGGCCAGCUCGAAACGGCCAUGGUCGGCCCCGAACGCCUCGCGGAAUACGCCAACAUUGAGCCCGAAGCCCCCCGUGUGAUUUCUGGCGCUGUAGCCAAGGACUGGCCCACGACCGGCGACGUUGCCUUUACCAACAUGAGUUUCCGAUACAAAGAGAACGAUCCAAUGGUGCUCAAGGACGUGAAUGUGCACAUUCAAUCUGGUGAAAAGGUCGGCAUUGUGGGGCGGACGGGGGCUGGCAAGAGCAGCCUGACCAUGGCGCU